AUGUCGGCGGAACAGGCGCUGCGGGAGACGGCGGAGCUGUUGGAGGAGGCGGCCGCGCGGAACCCGGACUUCUGGCGGAGGCUGCGCGAGGAGAUCGGCCGGGUACGGCUGAACAGCGGCGGACGCCAGAGUCGGGCCACCCAGACGGCGGGCCCCAUCGUCGACGUCGGGGUACAGGCGAGCCCGACGACGGCCGAGCGGGCCGUACAGACGGACGCACCGGAAGAGGAGGCACGUCCGAUCCGGGGCGCCGAGCGGUCGACGCAGACCGACGCGCCGGAGGAGGAGGCACGUCCGGCCCAGGGCGCCGAGCGAGCGGUGCCGGCGGACGCACCGGAGGAGGAGGCCCGUCCUGCCCCGGGCCCCGAGCGGGCCGCAUCGCCCGACCUGCCGAGGACGAGCUGGACCAGCGCCGUGGCGAGGGCACACAGCCCUGACUGGCUCCGCCGCCCCUACCCGGGGUGUUGGAACUGCGAGGAGCGCGGGCACUACUAUAGCGAGUGCCCGCGCCCCCGCAACACCCGGCGGUUCUGUUUCCGCUGCGGGCGCCGGGGCACCACCCUGAAGGACUGCCCGAACUGCGGAGACGCCUGGAGGGCCGAGGGCCCAUGCGUCGAGGGUCGCGGCCGCGGACGGUCCACACCGGCCCUGCGUGGGAGCCAACUCCCGUCGCUGAGGCGGAGCGCCGCGGGAUCACCACCGUGA
Messenger RNA from Vollenhovia emeryi, 705 nucleotides. RefSeq lists its product as uncharacterized. The coding region runs from base 1 to 705 and encodes 234 amino acids. Lineage: Eukaryota; Metazoa; Arthropoda; Insecta; Hymenoptera; Formicidae. The transcript has a single exon. The record is from RefSeq and is a predicted model, not a curated record. Gene Ontology annotation, molecular function: nucleic acid binding; zinc ion binding.